UGGUAUUUUCUAGCAGUCCAGCCGCGGUCACACUGCAGUACACAGAAAAUUUACAUUUUUUGUUGAGAAAAUUAGGGAAUUAAGCGCACAAAAGGCAAAUUAAAGAGGCCCAAAACGCAAGGCGCUAUCAUCAGGCGCCCCGAGGACCAAGAGGCACUGGAAUUAAGGCCGGAGAUUCACAGAUAACGCGGACAAGAGUCUUUGAAAGCAACAGCCCUCCGCCGCCGCCGCCCAAAAAGAACCAAAACUACUGAGGACUGCCAACCAGCCAUAAGAAGAAGCACCUUCACAAUCUGCAAUCUUCAAUCUCUGGGCACUAAAGCACUUCAAAAAGUCUAGAGAACUAAGCCUUAAACUCUAAAAGCACCAUGCAGGCGAUUAAGUGCGUCGUCGUGGGCGACGGAGCCGUGGGAAAAACAUGCCUGCUGAUCAGCUAUACAACCAAUGCCUUUCCCGGCGAGUAUAUACCCACCGUUUUUGAUAACUACUCGGCCAACGUUAUGGUCGAUGCAAAGCCCAUUAACUUGGGAUUGUGGGAUACGGCCGGACAAGAGGACUAUGACCGUUUGAGGCCGCUGUCCUAUCCCCAGACUGAUGUCUUCCUCAUCUGCUUUUCGCUGGUGAAUCCGGCUUCAUUCGAGAACGUGAGGGCCAAGUGGUAUCCGGAGGUACGCCAUCAUUGCCCAAGCACACCCAUAAUCCUGGUGGGUACCAAGUUGGAUUUGCGCGACGACAAGAACACAAUUGAGAAGCUGAGGGACAAGAAGCUGGCCCCAAUAACCUAUCCACAAGGUUUGGCCAUGGCCAAGGAGAUCGGAGCGGUUAAGUAUCUGGAGUGCUCAGCCCUAACACAGAAGGGCCUGAAAACCGUUUUCGACGAGGCCAUACGGUCGGUUCUGUGCCCCGUACUGCAGCCCAAGUCCAAGCGCAAGUGCGCCCUGCUCUAAAAGAGAUAGAAAGAAAGAGAUCCCACAACGGAUUCUAUUUAAACGUAAUAUUAUUAACGAUAAAUCAUUAUGUAACCUAAGCCUUGGCCAGGCAUUUGGCUAAUCCGUAGUUUCUUUGUUACAAUUUUGCCACUAAUUUCUGCGUCAGAGGGGAAACCCCGUUCAAACUCUUGCUUUCGUUUCCGAAUUCGUUUCGUGUGUUCUGUAAUUCAUAAUCCAAUUCUGUUUACCCGUGCAUUAAUUUCAACUAAAAGUUAAAAGCGAGAUGUUUCUAGAUAAAUGGAAAACCCAAUGGGCGAUCUGUAACUGUAAACUCUAACUGUAUUUUGUAUUAUUUAAUAACUUUUGUAAUUAAAAUUAAUGUUGUAAAACUGAGGUAAAACCAAAAAAAAAAAAACAAACGAAAAACCUAAAAAAUAUGAGAGAAGGACGAGAGUAGCCGCAUAAAAAGCAUAAAGCAUAGAUGUCGCCUGUUGAUUGUAGGUCCUCUAUUCGGGAUCGGGAUAUUGAGUCAGUAAAGUAAACGUUCCAUUGCAAUUACACUUACAUUAUUACAUACUUGUAUUUAGAUGUUGUUGGAUAUCGAAGGGACGUCGCGGGCAGGUAACAACUUUUUAAACUUUUGCUAGAUCCAGGAACUAUCAAUAUAUAUAUACAUGUAUGUAUAAGAUGAAAAGUCCUUCGUAUACUAUGUACUGAAAUUAAAGGCAUCAAACUGAGAAACUUUGAAUACUUUGUAUUUUAAAACAACAGAUAUUCAAGAAAACCAACAGCAACAAAAAAAAAAGAUAACUAUAUAAAUGUGUCUAUUUCAAUGGAAAUCAAUAAAGCAUUAAUAAAAUAAACCAGUA
Drosophila ficusphila is the source of this 1798-nucleotide messenger RNA. RefSeq names its product ras-related protein Rac1 (gene Rac1). The record is from RefSeq and is a predicted model, not a curated record. Gene Ontology annotation, cellular component: cell projection; cell cortex; cytoplasmic vesicle. Gene Ontology annotation, biological process: small GTPase-mediated signal transduction; cortical cytoskeleton organization; establishment or maintenance of cell polarity. NCBI's taxonomy places the organism in Eukaryota, Metazoa, Arthropoda, Insecta, Diptera, Drosophilidae. Gene Ontology annotation, molecular function: GTPase activity; GTP binding; protein kinase binding. The transcript has a single exon. Bases 369 to 947 code for a protein of 192 amino acids.